AUGGCUACAUUGUGGACUGUAGAAGCACAGUUUCUCACAAGGGGGAUUUCCGUAGAUGAGACGAAGUAUGCCCACGUUGUUUCGGCCUUGCAGCCCGAAAUUGCACAGGAGGUUCCGGACAUUCUAAUUGAUCCGCCGACAUCUAACCCCUACACUCGACUGCGAGCUGGGCUGGUACGGCGCACAUCGGUGUCUGAACAGAAGCGUCUUCAGCAGUUGCUUAUCAAGGAGGAGCUCGGGGAUCGCAAACCCUCGCAGUUGUUACACAGGAUGGGUCAGCUUCUCGAGACUGCUAAGAUAGAUGACACAAUCUUUAAGCAGCUCUUUCUCCAGCGGCUUCCCCACCACGUCCAGGCUAUCUUUGCAUCCAGCCGAGAUACUAUGUCUGUCAACUUGCAUCCAGCCGAGAUGCAAAUGUCUGUCAACCAGCUAGCAGAUUUAGCCGACAGUAUUGUAGACGUAGGAUCUGCAGGUUCAGUUUCUUCUGUUCAGCAUGCGCCCUCGUCAGCCUCCGAGAUAGUCCAACUCAGGGAGCAGGUUGACAAGCUCACUGCUCAGGUGAACGCGUUGACCACCCAGCUGGUACAGGAACGUGGCCGAUCCACAUCUAGGCACCGCUCCAACAGCAGUAGACGCCAAAGCAGUAGUAGGAGUGACAAGUAUCCCAUGUGCUGGUAUCAUUUCAAGCACGGCGCCAGUGCACGCAAGUGUCUGCCUCCCUGCCCUUUCCAAGGUCCCCAGCAAUCUACCCAGGGAAAAGCCAGAGCCAGCCGGGACUAA
Lytechinus pictus (painted urchin) is the source of this 780-nucleotide messenger RNA. RefSeq lists its product as uncharacterized. The coding region runs from base 1 to 780 and encodes 259 amino acids. NCBI's taxonomy places the organism in Eukaryota, Metazoa, Echinodermata, Echinoidea, Temnopleuroida, Toxopneustidae. The transcript is spliced from 2 exons. The record is from RefSeq and is a predicted model, not a curated record.